Molecule: messenger RNA, 1053 nt
Organism: Cuscuta campestris
Lineage: Eukaryota; Viridiplantae; Streptophyta; Magnoliopsida; Solanales; Convolvulaceae
Source: the annotation of a GenBank genome assembly
GUGGUAAAAAAAUGGGGAGAGGGGAACGGAAGAACGAAACCAGAUGACCACCAUGCCUAGCUGCAGUUCAUCGUCCUCGGUUCAUCAAUUUUCAAAGCCAAAUGAUCUCCUCCAGUUUCAGACGUUGAAUGGCCUUCACCAUCUUGCUGAAACCGGAAGAUUCAAGGCAUGGUUUUUGGAUCAAUUUGGAGUUUUUCAUGAUGGAAAACAACCUUACCCUGGUGCCAUAUCAACAUUAGAAAAACUGAAAGAAUGUGGUGCGAAAAUGGUGGUUAUCAGUAAUUCUUCAAGGAGGUCAUCUGUUACACUGGAAAAAUUGAAGAACCUUGGGUUUGAUUCAUCUAUCUUUGCGGGAGCAAUUACAAGUGGAGAAUUGACACACCAGAACCUACAAAGGAGGGAUGAUUCAUGGUUUGCUUUCCUCGGUAGGUCCUGCAUUCAUAUGACUUGGAAUGAAAGAGGAGCUAUAUCUCUUGAGGGCCUAGGGUUACAAGUCGUGGAAGAUGUUCAUGAAGCUAGUUUUAUUCUAGCUCAUGGGACUGAGGCCAUAGGGCUUUGCUCUGGAGCUACACUUCCAAUGAAGCUUGAAGGUCUUGAAAAAAUACUAGAGGAGUGUGCUGCUAGAAAAAUUCCUAUGGUGGUGGCAAAUCCUGACUUUGUGACAGUUGAGGCAAGGGUUCUACAUGAUAUGCCUGGAAAGCUAGCAGCCAAAUAUGAAGAACUUGGUGGGGAAGUUAAGUGGAUGGGCAAGCCUAAUAAGAUUAUAUACAACACGGCUAUGGCGAUGGUUGGUGUAGAAGCCUCUGAGUGUAUUGCUGUGGGAGACUCGCUUCACCAUGAUAUUAAAGGUGCAAAUUCAGCAGGAAUCUCUUCUGUAUUUAUUACUGGUGGGAUCCAUGCUACUGAACUUGGACUUGAUGGUUUUGGAGAAGUUGCAGAUAGUACGUCUGUUCGUGAUCUUGCUUUAAAAUAUGAUGGAUUUCCAACGUAUGUUCUUCCUUCUUUUACUUGGUAAGUGAUGUACUGCUCCAACAUGAUGAAGUCUNCCCCCUC